CUUCACCUACAUAUCCACAUAAUAAAGAUCGGAAUAUUCUCUCAAGAUGGGUCGUAGACAGAGGUUGAUCAGCACCUCUAUUCUUCGUGCAAUCUUCCGUACCAAAACUAAGGAUACUAAAAACCCGGGACUUCUGGCGCGCAUACUCGCGUUCUUCUCUAUCUUCCAACUUACGCUCUCACGUUAUCGGGAAGAGCUAUUCAAAAAGCUUCGUAAUGAGACAUGGCAAAUCGAUGAGGAAGAAUACACCGAAUCGUUUCGCUCACCGAGCCAUGGCAAGCGGACCGAUCUGGUCGCAGUUGGCGAUCUCGGGUACUCGGGUUCGACAUUCUUUACUACACCAAACUCCAAGUAUCUUCUUAAGUCGCUCCCACGACAGUUUGAGCAGUCGUUCUUUCGCCUGCGCCUCCUGGAUCCGUACGUGGAGCACAUGGAACUGAAUGAAACGUCUCUCCUCGUGCGGAUAACGGACUUAUUGUACACGCCCCAGACUACACUGGGUGCCAUACUAGGAGCGGCUCCAUCCCAUCAUAUCGUCAUGGAAAACAUCUUGUAUGGAAAAUCAAGUUGCGGUAAAGACGACCAGAAGAAAUGGGAGACCUACGACCUCAAACCUAACGAUUACUUCUUCCCCGAACGUGACGUAAUGGGAGGAAGGCUGGCUCCGGAGAGUGUAAAAGAGCGUCUCAUAGACGAGUUCCCGGACAAGGUCCGCGUUAGUGUGGAUGAGAAGGAAGAGUUGAUCGCCCAGUUGUCACGAGAUACGAAGAUUCUCCAGGACGCAAAUGCUGUUGAUUAUAGUUUAUUCCUGGUGAGGUAUCCAGCAUCUAUGACCCACGCUGAUGGGGGAGACGUACCUGUUCCGGCCGGUCGUCAAUCCUCCUGGCGCAAUGGGGUGCAAUCUCAGGACAAAUGGGUGUAUCGCGCUGUGCUUCUCGACUUCUUCUGGGCCAAGGAUGCGCUGCAAGCAAAGACCCUCACGGGACUGGUGAAAGCAUUCAACUUUCUAAAGGUUGGUAAGGAUCAUGGACCCAUGAGUAUCACCACAACCAGCGAUGAGUAUCGCCAGCGUUUUCUCAAGAUGGUCGAUGCGAUUGUGGAAGUGCCAGACAGUGCGGGCAGACCCUCUGGGGAGUUGAGAGAACCGGUUAUCAAGAGUAUGGAUCAUUUGAUUGAUAUCGGCGAAGUAUGAUGUAGACAUGUCUAUGUAUUCUGCGUCGUGGCUCAAGCGGUCCUUUGAUAUGGUUGGCGAAGAUACUUUUCUCAUUCAUCAUGAUACCCGAAUUUAUAUCGUUUACCACUAAGGUCACAGACUUUGUCUUCUUCAUGCGAAUUUGGAUUUUGUUUCAAACAAAUGAACGUGCUUUCUUUAAAUCAAGCGUUUACCAAUCAAUGUGAUUCAC
Molecule: messenger RNA, 1403 nt
Organism: Aaosphaeria arxii CBS 175.79
Lineage: Eukaryota; Fungi; Ascomycota; Dothideomycetes; Pleosporales
Product: SAICAR synthase-like protein
Exons: 2
Coding region: 47-1192 (381 amino acids)
Biological process (GO): phosphatidylinositol metabolic process
Molecular function (GO): phosphatidylinositol kinase activity
Source: RefSeq, a predicted model, not a curated record